CUCCCCAGCAGCCCUUUGGCCGACGGGGGCGACCUCCAAAGACCAAAAGGCCGGAUCUCCGCCCCCUUUCCUCGGGUCGGCUUCUUCCCACCCGCCCCAGGAAGGUCCUUUCCUCCCUAGAAGGCGAGCGCAUCCCCGGCCUUUCCUCUCCAGCCGAGACCGCUCGACCCUCCCGAUGGGGACUUUGCGUCUCGGGGCCAUGGUGGGGCUCGGGCUGCUGCUCUGGGCCUUCCCGGGGUCAGGAGCGGCGUUGCACCCCCAGGAGACGGAGCUUCUGAAGUCCCUGGGGCUGAGGGCGAGGCCCAGCCCCAGGUCCCCUGCCCCCGUGCCUCCCUGGCUCUGGAGGAUGUUCCAGAAAAGAAACGAGGCCUCCAAGGAGCCCCGGAACCCGUGUUGGGUGGAGGAGUUUCAAGUCCCUGGAAACAUCAUUCGGGUUUUCCCCGACCAAGGACACUUGAUCCACAGAGAGGAACCCCAGAGUUGGAUAUGUCUACAAAAACGGCUGUAUUUUAAUUUCUCCGCUCUGGAGGAAGGGGAACGGUUGACACUGGCCCAGCUGGAGAUUCAGUUCAGCCACAACCAGUACCACAGCUCCAGUUCAGUUCAACCCUUUGAGUUAAGCCUGUAUCGGGCUCCCCAGAUGGCUUUGCGGGGCAUGUCUGCCCACACUUACAGCCGCCAACUGGUGGAGCAAUCCUUCAUCCACCUGCACAAGUCCUUUGUCUUCAACCUGACCGAGGUGGCAAAGGACUGGCAGACUCCUUCUAGGAAUUUGGGCUUGUUCCUGGAAAUUAGCCUCCCGACAUCACCUGACAGAAGCUUAUGCUCCAAGCUGGAUUCCAUGCUCAGUACGUCCCUGCUGGUGGUUUCCCUCAUUCCUGGGCAGUGCAAAAGUGCCAGGAAGAGGCGUAGCACCUACCAGGUGCCAGUCACUGCCAGCAACAUUUGUACAUCCCGGCGGUUGUACAUCAACUUCAACGAUGUCGGUUGGGAGAACUGGAUCAUUGCUCCCCAGGGUUACAUGGCCAACUACUGUCUUGGAGACUGCCCUUUCCCUUUGACCGAGGAGCUCAACAGCACCAACCAUGCCAUCUUGCAAACCAUUGUGCAUUCUCUUGACCCUGAAGGGACCCCUCAGCCUUGCUGUGUCCCAGUCCGCCUUUCACCAAUAUCCAUUCUAUACUAUGAUAACAGUGACAAUGUUGUGUUGAGGCAUUACGAGCAUAUGGUGGUGGAUGAAUGUGGCUGUCGGUGAGAUGAUUCACCAGAUGCUCCUGGGUCAGUUGCUGUUUCACCAACCUCUUCCUGCUGUAUCUUUAGAUGAGCCACCAGAUGUUCAGCUGUGAUCAUUUAGUUUAUAAUCUUGCUUGAGCGGCUAGAGGAGCUGUGCAUAGCCAUGGAGUAUCAAGCAGGAUGCAAUAUUUUUUUUGCCAAAAAUUGCUGGAGUCGUGUACAAUUUAUGGGGAGGCUGUUUCUUGCAAUACCUCUUGUCUAUUUUUAAAUAUGGGCUAAAUAAUUUGUUAAUUAUCCUAGAAUCAAAAUCAACACAAUUGGUUUUUAAAAAGUAAUGUAUUUUAAAUCUCUGCGUGAUUGACUUUAAAAUUCCUUCACCAAUAAUCUUGGUUAUUAAAAUAGACAAAAA
This is a messenger RNA of Candoia aspera, 1642 nucleotides long. It is a transcript of the gene GDF1, whose product is annotated as growth differentiation factor 1. NCBI's taxonomy places the organism in Eukaryota, Metazoa, Chordata, Lepidosauria, Squamata, Candoiidae. Gene Ontology annotation, cellular component: extracellular region. The record is from RefSeq and is a predicted model, not a curated record. The transcript has 2 exons. Bases 176 to 1255 code for a protein of 359 amino acids. Gene Ontology annotation, molecular function: cytokine activity; growth factor activity.